Messenger RNA from Lepidothrix coronata (blue-crowned manakin), 2138 nucleotides. It is a transcript of the gene BLNK, whose product is annotated as B-cell linker. Gene Ontology annotation, cellular component: cytoplasm. The record is from RefSeq and is a predicted model, not a curated record. Gene Ontology annotation, biological process: cell surface receptor protein tyrosine kinase signaling pathway; intracellular signal transduction. NCBI's taxonomy places the organism in Eukaryota, Metazoa, Chordata, Aves, Passeriformes, Pipridae. The transcript has 23 exons. The coding region runs from base 348 to 2138 and encodes 596 amino acids.
GUGUUCCAGCCCUCCGAUCAUUUUCAAUGAUUCAAAUGUGAAGUUACUUGGACACUGUUCAGUGGUCUAAAAGCCCAAAUAGAAACUGUUCCACAUAUGAGAUUUUUCCAGACCAACCUCUUCUAAUUGCUCACCACUGUCCCCUCUUCACAAGUCAUGGCCACCUCGCUUAUGCUCUUCUACCUGAUCUGGUGUUCUCCUCUUUCUAGCAAAAGUCUAAUCUGCCUCCAGCCUCAGGCCCUGAGGACAUAACAGCUGUGAAGGUCUUCUAGGAUACCACCCAUUGCCACCUCCAGCAGUCUCCUGUCUUCUCCUCACAACUUUCCACUGCACAGUAACAUUCUGUGAUGACAGCAGCUUUUGUGGCAUUCCCAUGUUUAAGCCCACCAAAAUGUAAUCUGAAUGCAAGGUCACAUGAAAUCACAGUCCAAUGGUAUGCAAUCUUCAAAGUUGGAUUUCACAGGCACAGGGGAAAAGGAGGUCACCAGCUAUGUUUGCUGUGCUGGAAGCUUCAAAAGAUGGUGCAUGACAUCAAGAAAAAUGAAAGUGGGAUAAUAAACAAGUUCAAAAAGUUCCAAAAUGAACAAGUGGCCUUAAUUUGCAAAACUGGGAAAGAUACUUGGGAUCGCCUUAAAAAAAAGCCACCACCAAGUCUACCACAAAGGGAUUAUGCUACAGAACAUGCAGACAAUGAAGAGGAACAAUGGUCAGAUGAUUUUGACAGUGAUUAUGAAAAUCCAGAUGACCACUCUGACUCUGAGAUGUAUGUGGUCCCCAGUGAAGAGAAUCCUGAUGACAGCUAUGAGCCACCUCCAAGUGAGAAGGAGAAAAAGAAGAUUCCCUCUGCUUUUCCUAUUUCUAGGGGUGAAUAUGCAGACAAUCGCACCAGUCACCAGCAGCUUCCUCCCAUCAACAAACCUCUUCCAAGUACACCCAGUCCAGCCAUGUCCAGACCAAAGAAACCAUGUGUGCCAUCCCUGCCACUGCCUUCUCCUGCUGCAAAACCAAAAGUACCACCAAAGCCUAAGGAGUGUAGUGAUGAUGAGGAUAAUUACAUUGUGCCAGUGGACAAUGAUGACGAUAACUAUAUUGAACCCACAGAAAGCAGCAUGUCACUACCUACAAAAUCUCCUGGGAACAGAUUUAUGAAGACUGUAACAAAGCCAGGCCCCCCUACUUCUCCAAAGCCUUCUCUUACUUCUGAUAUGCAAGAAGUCUACGAGGUUCCUGAAGAAGAGGAAAAACCAUCACCCCCACCACCACCGGUAGCCAGGUUCACUAAGCCACUUCUGUCUAUGCCUGCUAAGAAUACAGAGCACUCCCACAUGCACAGUAUGACCAGAGAGCCACCUAAACAGGAGACUUGCAGAAAUAUUUUGCCUCUUCCCAGAAGUCGUCUUCAUCCAAAACCAGACCACGAAGCAAACAGUAAUGAUGAGAGUCAGAGAUUCAAUAACACACAAGAAUCCAGAUUUCUGCCUGGCGCAACUCCAUCUCCAUUACCAAGGGGCCUCAAGAAAACUUCUAAUGUGGUAAAUUCACCAAAACCAUGUUUACCUUCCAGAGAGAUCUUAACUGCAAAUGAAGAAAAACCUACAGCAGCAGAACGACGACGAAGUUCCAACCAAGAGCUUCCACUUCCACCCCUUCCAAGUGGUGCACAGAAGCCUCUGCUCCAAAAGUUCUCAAUUCUGCCAAAAGUGCCAGAAGCUGCAAACCGUUCUCUGGGCCCUUCCCCUCAAAGCAGCACUUCAUCUAUCACAAGUUCUGCAGACCAGGAUGCUGGUGUUCACAGUAAAGCAUGGUAUGCUGCUACCUGUGAUAGGAAAAUGGCAGAAGAUGCAUUGUACCGAUCAAACAAGGAUGGAUCUUUUCUAAUAAGAAAGAGUUCUGGACAGGACUCACAGCAACCAUACACACUGGUUGUGUUUUACAACAGAAGAGUGUACAACAUCCCUAUACGAUUUAUUGAAUCAACAAGACAAUAUGCACUGGGCAGAGAAAAAAGUGGUGAAGAGCGCUUUGACAGUGUUGCUGAAAUAGUAGAGAAUCAUCAGCGCACCUCCCUGGUUCUAAUUGACAGCCAAAACAACACAAAAGACUCAACAAAACUGAAACACAUUGUAAGAGUUUCUUAA